Argentina anserina (silverweed cinquefoil) is the source of this 1158-nucleotide messenger RNA. RefSeq names its product OVARIAN TUMOR DOMAIN-containing deubiquitinating enzyme 12. The coding region runs from base 205 to 885 and encodes 226 amino acids. Lineage: Eukaryota; Viridiplantae; Streptophyta; Magnoliopsida; Rosales; Rosaceae. Gene Ontology annotation, biological process: protein deubiquitination. The record is from RefSeq and is a predicted model, not a curated record. Gene Ontology annotation, molecular function: cysteine-type deubiquitinase activity. The transcript is spliced from 10 exons.
CUACCCAACCACCCCUCACGAAAAAGAGCAAUUCUGGUUGGGAGUCAAAUACAAGAAAUAAGAAAGAAAGAAGCGGCCGUCGGCGGUCUCCGAUUUCAAGAUUGACGAUCCUGCAUUCAACAUUGCUCGGAUCUCGCAAUCAGAAAUCGGGGAUCAGUCCACUUGUUUUCUUGCUUUGGCAACUCUGAACAAGACUAGAUUGUGAUGAUGAACGGGAGUCAUAGCAUGGGCGAGUGUUCUAGCUCAACUUCCCUGAGCAGUCAGCAGGAUGUUGAGGAUGACUGCAUGAUCGCCGUUGUACUUUCGGAAGAGUAUGCUCAGUUGGAUGGUGCAGUUGCUAGACGCCUUUCCAACCUCGCACCUAUUCCGCAUAUCCCACGUAUAAAUUCCUACAUCCCCAACAUAAGUGAUGCUAGUUUGGAUCAUCAACGGCUUCUCCAGAGGUUGCAUGUCUAUCGUUUAUAUGAAGUUAAGGUUUCUGGUGAUGGCAAUUGUCAGUUUCGUGCACUUUCAGACCAGAUGUACAAGUCUCCAGAUUAUCACAAGCAUGUCCGGAAAGAGAUUGUUAAACAGCUCAAAGACUACCGUUCUCAAUACGAAGGCUAUGUCCCUAUGAAGUACAAACAUUAUUACAAGAAAAUGGCGAAAUCCGGAGAAUGGGGUGAUCAUGUUACCUUACAAGCAGCAGCUGAUAAGUUUGAAGCAAAGAUUUGUCUUUUGACAUCAUUCAGAGAUACUUGCUUCAUCGAAAUUAGGCCUCAAAUCCAGCCACCAAAACGUGAGUUGUGGUUGAGUUUCUGGUCUGAGGUUCAUUACAAUUCAUUAUAUGAAAUCCAAGGCGCUCCAACGCAACAAAAGCCGAGGAGGAAACACUGGUUGUUCUAGACUGGUAGUGAGAUCUGACUCCCUGAAGUUGGUAUGCCACUCAUUCAGGAAUAUUCGAUGGUUUUAGUGCUGUACAUAUGGCUCCCUAGAUGUUUGAUACUGAUACGACAUUCGGAGUUCACAAUGUACCUAAGAAAAAAAAACAUAAAUUAUAUAUACACUCUUACUUGGCCCCUACUGCUGUAAAUGGAUAGUGGUGUUGUUAGAUGUAUUUUAAUAGUUCUUGAUAUAUAUUUUUAUAUAAAAAAUAAUAAUUCUUGAUUUUUGCAAGAA